This is a messenger RNA of Chelonia mydas (Green sea turtle), 1506 nucleotides long. RefSeq names its product estrogen receptor binding site associated antigen 9 (gene EBAG9). Lineage: Eukaryota; Metazoa; Chordata; Testudines; Cheloniidae. The transcript is spliced from 7 exons. The record is from RefSeq and is a predicted model, not a curated record. Bases 434 to 1075 code for a protein of 213 amino acids. Gene Ontology annotation, cellular component: secretory granule.
CCGCGCGGCCGGUGGCGGCCAAGCCCGGCGCGGGCGGCGGCGGGGAGCCCCGCCCAGGGGCACAAGAGCGAACUGGGCUGGCCGAGCCCGAGCGGCCUGUCGCAGUCACGGCGCCGGCCAGCGCGACGCUAAGGCCGCUGGGUCCCUCCCCUGGACACGCCCUGGGAGAGCAGCCAAGCGCGCGCGACCCCCCACCAGCCCCGUCAAUGUAGCAGCCAGCGCGCGACCAAGCGGCUGCUCAGUGGCGCGCCUGCAGCCCGCGCCGGCUGGCUCCGCUCCCAGCCUGCCUCUGAGGCGCAGCAGCGGCGGGUCCAAGCUCGACCCGCCCCUCUGCCUCCCCACGUGAGGCGCCCAUGGCGGUGGCACGCGCCUGCCGUCCCCCGGCGGUGCGCGUCAGGCAGCUCGCGAGCUGCCCAGGGCAAAGUUUCUCGCCAUGGCCAUCACACAGUUCCGGCUUUUUAAAAUUUGUACUUGCCUGGCAGCAGUGUUGUCCUUCAUUAAGAGGCUAAUAUGCAGGUCUGGAAGAGGACGAAAGUUAAGUGGAGACCAAAUAACUUUGCCAACUACAGUGGAUUAUUCAUCUGUUCCUAAACAGUCUGAAGUAGAAGAUUGGACUUCAUGGGAUGAAGAAGCACCAACCAGUGUGAAGAUUGAAGGAGGUAACGGGAAUGUGGCCACACAACAGAAUGCUUCAGAACAACUGGAGCCUGAUUAUUUUAAGGACAUGACGCCAACUAUAAGGAAAACACAGAAAAUUGUUAUUAAAAAAAGAGAACCUUUACAUUUUGGGAUCCCAGAUGGAAAUGCAGGAUUUUCUAGUAGAUUAGCAGCCACACAAGAUAUUCCUUUUAUUCAUCAGUCUCCUGAACUAGGAGACUUGGAUACUUGGCAGGAAAAUACUAAUGCCUGGGAAGAAGAGGAAGAUGCUGCCUGGCAGGCAGAAGAAGUACUUAGGCAGCAGAAGAUAGCAGAAAGGGAAAAGAGAGCAGCAGAACAACAAAGGAAGAAAAUGGAGAAAGAGGCACAAAGGCUAAUGAAGAAAGAGCAGAACAAAAUUGGUGUAAAACUAUCCUAACACAAGCACUUCUAGGAUGACUGUACCAGCAGGAAGGAGAAUCCCAGUUUCACAACAUAAAGCAUCAUUUGUAUUGAUUUAAGUAUUUUUAGAACUCACUGCUUGAUUUUAAUGCAUUCUUCAGGUCAUCUUGGAGCCCGAAUUCUCCCAUAAAGUAUCUUGAACUAUUAGUAGAUGGAUCUUAAAAAUAAAACACCAACCCUGCAAAUCAUACCUUGAUGGAACAAUGUUUCCUGCAAUAGCGCUAUUCCAGCACCACCCCCUUAUACAAGAACAGUGAUUGCUGCAGUGACAGUCUGAUGGUGGGGACAUAAACUCUAAUAGAUGGUUGAAGCUUAAAGAAAAAAGGGUGUAAAUAAUUCAGUGGUGGGAAAUCUACUGUAUUAUCUAUUAUGCUUACCUGAAAAGUGUAAUUAAAUAAUUUUAAAGAA